Molecule: messenger RNA, 774 nt
Organism: Pseudopipra pipra
Lineage: Eukaryota; Metazoa; Chordata; Aves; Passeriformes; Pipridae
Gene: MRPL58
Product: mitochondrial ribosomal protein L58
Exons: 6
Coding region: 32-625 (197 amino acids)
Biological process (GO): mitochondrial translational termination
Cellular component (GO): mitochondrial large ribosomal subunit
Molecular function (GO): translation release factor activity, codon nonspecific; peptidyl-tRNA hydrolase activity
Source: RefSeq, a predicted model, not a curated record
CGCCUGGCCGGGACGCACCGCGGGGGCCAACAUGGCGGCGCACACGCUGCGGGCCCUGUGCCGGCCGCGGCCGGGGCUUGCGCUUCUGUCCGCCCGGUGCUCGCUGUGGGCCGGCAUCGGCACCGAGUACCGGAGCUCGCACAGCCUGGACAAGCUGUACCCGCCGCGGCAGGAGAAAAGCGCCGCCCGCGCCCCGGAGCAGCCGCCCACCCUCGACAUCCCCAUGGCUCGCCUGACCGUGUCCUACAGUCGGAGCAGCGGCCCCGGCGGGCAGAACGUUAAUAAAGUGAAUUCCAAGGCAGAAGUUCGGUUCCACCUGGAGUCGGCAGACUGGAUUCCUGAGGCUGUGAGACAAAAAAUGGCACUGAUGCACAGGAAUAAGAUAAACCGGGAUGGGGAGCUGAUUGUGACCUCGGAAGAGAGUCGCUACCAAAUGAGGAACCUGGCGAUCUGUUUGGAAAAAAUCCGAACCAUGGUCACAGAGGCCACAGAGAAACCCAAGGUGGUGUCUAAGGAGACAACACAGCAACUCAUAGAGAGGGUGGAAAAAAUGAACCGUGAGCGACUACGACAGAAAAGGAUACACUCAAACAUAAAACAGAGCAGGAAGGCGGAUUUUGACUGAGAACAGCAGAGAUCCAAGUCCUUGGCAUUCCAUCUUCCUAAAUAAGUGGCACUGGCAGCUGUAGAUGAUGCUAAACUCAUGAGCUAUAUUGAAUAAAAAUGGUCUAAAAGUGUAAAUAAAAAAUUUAACAUCUUUUGAGCCCAACAGUA